Messenger RNA from Nezara viridula (southern green stink bug), 3912 nucleotides. Lineage: Eukaryota; Metazoa; Arthropoda; Insecta; Hemiptera; Pentatomidae. The record is from the annotation of a GenBank genome assembly.
AUGAAAACCCCAGUGUCAAUUGAUCCUUGGAAAGACCAUUCCUCUCCCAAAUCCCUUAAACCUAAAAAGAAUCGGUUUCUUCAAUUAUCACGAUUCAAAUACAAAAAUGGUCUCAAGAGAUUGCUAAAGUACCAAUAUUUAUUGCUGCAAGGUAAAAGGAGUGUGGCCAAAAUGCAGCAAAUGGACUCCUUGCAACCUAACAACGCAACAGGACUGGUGAAAACUGGACUAGAGGCGGGGGCCGGUAGCGGCAUGAAAGAGCCCCCGCCACGAGAGGAGCCGGUCCUAGACCCAAUCAACGGUGUUGUCCAGCCACCGGUCAUACCUCCAUCCCACAGGCCUGGCCGAGUAACCAACCAGUUGCAAUAUAUUCAGAAAAAUGUCCUCAAAGCAGUCUGGAAACAUCAGUAUGCUUGGCCCCUACAGCAACCUGUCGAUGCUAACAAACUCAAUCUUCCGGAUUACCAUAAAGUUAUUAAACAUCCAAUGGAUCUUGGUACUAUCAAAAAACGACUGGAAAACAAUUAUUAUUGGUGUGGUGCAGAAUGUAUUCAAGAUUUCAAUACAAUGUUUAACAAUUGCUAUGUUUAUAACAAACCUGGAGAAGACGUUGUUGUUAUGGCUCAAACAUUGGAAAAACUAUAUUUGCAAAAGCUGGAAACGAUGCCCAAAGAAGAGAUUGAACUGGAGCCUCCACCACCUAAAGGCUCCAAGCCAGUUAAGAAGCGGCCUGGAGUUAUAGGACCUGGAAGAGGAGGUGGGACUACUGGUGCCGGGAGGGGGAGGCCUUCCAAUUCAACCACAGCAGCCGCAGCAGUAGUUGCUGCCCCUGUACCUCCUGCCACUCCUCCGUCUCACCUUCCAGCGACCAUACCUGGUUCAACUGCUACCACUACCGUACCUACCACACACCAUAACUCUCUUCCUCCACAGGUUGGGCAGCCAGCAGCUGUACCCUCCAACUUCAAUGCCACUACCGUUGAUCCUCUCUUAACACCUGGAUUGGCUCCCGGUGUGGGUCCAAAAGGUGGCAAAGGGGCCGUCGUCCAGACCCCAACGGCGCCCAAACCGAAGAAAGGGGUCAAAAGAAAGGCUGAUCUAGCAAAUGAUAGCCCUGCCGGGUUUGACCCGACCUACACCCCAGGUGACUCCAAAGCUGCCAAGGUUGGCACUAGGAGAGAAUCUGGAAGGCAAAUUAAAAAGCCUCAAAGACAGUCAGAUGAUGGUAUGCCGUUUUCUCAAAGCCCAAUGGCACCCUAUUCACAUUCGAAUUCAACUCAGGCUUCUCACGAAAAGCCAAAAGAAAAACUUUCCGAAACAUUAAAAGCGUGCAAUGAAAUAUUAAAAGAAUUGUUUUCUAAAAAACAUUUCAAUUAUGCGUGGCCAUUCUAUAAACCUGUCGAUGCUGAAUGGCUCGGUUUACAUGACUAUCAUGAUAUUAUUAAGAAACCUAUGGAUCUCGGAACAGUUAAGCAAAAAAUGGACAAUCGAGAAUACAAAACAGCGACUGAAUUUGCUGCAGAUGUAAGGCUGAUAUUUACAAAUUGUUAUAAGUAUAAUCCUCCCGAUCAUGAUGUUGUUGCAAUGGGCAGAAAAUUGCAGGAUGUUUUUGAAGUCAGAUUCGCUCAAGUACCUGAAGACUCCCCUACAUCGACUGUUCCCGAAAAGGAAGACGAAUCCACCUCUGGGUCAUCAUCUGGCUCUGAAUCCGAAACUGAUAAUUCAGAAGAUGAAAGGGCCCGCAAACUUAGUCAAUUACAAGAGCAGUUAAGAAUCAUGCAGGAGGAGAUGAGAAAACUUGUUGAAGAAGGCACCGUAAAAAAGAAAAAGAAGAAAAAAGAUGGGUCAGGUUCUGGUGGAAGCUCUUCUAGUAAGAAAAGGAAAUCUGCUGAUAGAACACUUGGUAAAGCUGUCGAUGGUGGACUUUUAGCUGGUGUCGGAGCGCCUGCUAUCAUGGAAAUGAAGGCUACCGAUGGUGUAAAGGCCGUUCCUCCUCCAGGCAGGAAUGCUGUCCCCUCACCUCAGGUUAAACCAAACAAGGGCAAAGCCCCCGGCAGGACACCAGGAAAAACUAAUUCUCAGGGUAAGAGGCCAAAGCCAAACUCCAGGUCUACCAACUCAAAGAAGAAGAAUCCUGUGGUCACAUCAGAGUUUAACUCAGAAGAUGAAGAUAACGCAAAGCCUAUGUCUUACGAUGAAAAGAGACAGCUAAGCUUGGAUAUUAACAAGCUACCAGGUGAUAAGCUUGGCAGAGUAGUCCAUAUCAUUCAGGCCAGAGAGCCCUCUUUGAGGGAUUCGAAUCCUGAUGAAAUUGAAAUUGACUUUGAGACAUUGAAGCCAUCAACCCUGAGGGAGCUCGAGUCCUACGUUGCAUCAUGUCUCAGGAAAAAGCCACGUAAGCCCUACAAUAAGAAAGUUUCUGCAAAAUCAAAAGAUGAAGCGAUGGCAGAGAAAAAACAAGAGCUAGAAAAAAGGCUUCAGGAUGUGACUGGCCAGUUGGGAGGAUCAGCAAAGAAGCAAGCUAAAAAACAAGGUCAGGGAAGGCUUUCAGCAUCUUCAUCAUCAAGCUCAGAUUCUGAUACUAGCAGUUCAAGUCUCUCAAGCAGUUCUUCCGACUCAUCUGAUAGCGAAGCAGGGAAAGCUGGGCGUCCACCGAGAAAGAAAAACAAGAAAAAUCACCAAUUAGCAACAACUGCUGCUUCAGCUGUCCAACAGAAUCAGACAGUCCCCAGCUUGACCAUGACAACAGCUACCGGUACAAUUGUAAAUAAAUCUGUCGGGGCUACACAGCCCGUAGUACCGUUAGCAAGCACCAAUAAACUUACCGUACCUACAGUAUCUGCAGUCGCACACCCUGAACCUGUGAAACCUGUCGUGGCAUCUCAUAGUAGCCUGCCUCAACAACCUGCGAGGCCGACCGCUACAGCAGCCCCUCUCACAACCGCUAAGAGAGCGUCAAUCCCUACACCUGCUACAGCCUUAGGUAUACCUCCUCCUGCGCCAACCAGCCUUGAAACAGGUCCUGUCGAGAUUAAACAAGAAUUGGAUGUUCCUGUUUCACUAGCUCCUGUGCCAGACCACUUGGAUUUCAAAAACCUUUUGGAAGUUAAGCCCGAGUUGAAUGAUAUUGUAACAGGGAUGCCUUCAGUAUUUGAUCCUCUGCCCGACUCACCCCCCAUAAUAAAGGAAGAAAAACAUGCCAUACUCCCUCACCACGCUGAUGGACAUCUGAAUAACUCACUUCCCCCUAUAAGUAACAUACCUGUUCAACCAAUUAUACCGAGUGCUGCACUUCCAACAACACCACACGUCUUAGAUAUGAACAAAAAUUCUCAGCCUCCUCAGCUUCCUCAGACACCAGUUUUACCACACUCCUUUAAGCCUAAGACUGUCGAACAAAACUUGAAAAACGCCAGUUCAUGGUCUUCACUUGCCCAAUCUCCAACACCUGCUCUUACCCCAACUCCACCCACUGCAGCGGCACUGAAGUCAUCGAUGGCUGACAGUUUUCAAGCAUUUAAGAAACAAGCUAAAGAAAAUGCCAAAAAGCGUGCCCUCAUUGAGCAGCAAGAAAUGAGACGGCAUCAAAAAGAACAGGCUGAAAGGGAAAGAUUACGUGUUGAAAAUGAGAAGAGGAGAGAAAGAGAAGAAGAAGAAGCUUUGGAAAAGGCCAGAAAUAGUUAUGUUGGAAACAGGAAGGCUGCUGUAGUGGCUUCUGGGGGAAGAGUUGAAGAGGUUAAAAAUGCUGCUAUUGACGAGAGCUCCAGCCCUAGCACAUCAGACAAGGCUGCUGCGGAACGAGAGCGUCUAAGGCAACGAGAGCAAGAGAGACGGCGGCGAGAAGCGUUGGCUGGACAAAUUGAUAUGAAUAGACAAAGUGAUUUAAUGGCUGCUUUUGAACAGACCUUGUAA